Molecule: messenger RNA, 771 nt
Organism: Pochonia chlamydosporia 170
Lineage: Eukaryota; Fungi; Ascomycota; Sordariomycetes; Hypocreales; Clavicipitaceae
Product: periplasmic nitrate reductase
Exons: 2
Coding region: 1-771 (256 amino acids)
Source: RefSeq, a predicted model, not a curated record
AUGGCUCCGCCCUCAAAACGACGAAGGCGGUCCAAUCUCAAGGGCGACGCACCAACAUGUUCAGAAAGCAACACCCACUCAAGGCCCUCACCCGACAUGCAACACGACAGGGAGCACGAGACUCACUCAGUAUCAGGUAGCGAUCACGAUGCAAUCAUCGAUCCCACUCUGCUUGAUGAAGAGGUGAUGCCAGAAACAGAACCACAUCCGGCCAACAAAGAGGGAACUGAGAAAGGCUACGUGCUAGGCUUGGGCGGCUAUAACUCUCUCAAGUCAUUCAACGGCCAAUAUUACUCCGGUAUGGCCGUGGGCGGAUCACACACCUGGAACUACGAAGACGGUGUUUGGCAUGAAGUCAAGGCGGAGCCAGACUUGUGGAAGAUAGACUAUACGACGAACAAAAAACGAGCUAGGAAGGCUCCUGAACGAAGUGGUGCGCCCGUAGGAACCGAGUACCAUUGGCUAAUAGUUGCGCACCAGCAUGUCCGAAAGAUUGAUGCGAAUACUUAUGAGACUCACCUUGAGGGAUCCAAAUAUAAACUCGCGCAUAAGGGCGCGACAUCAAAUACAUGGUCCAUCCCAACGGUCAAAGGGCAACGCGAGCGGGAGCUGGAACUACUGGAAGAUGCUAAACGGCGUGUUCAGGGGUUACCACCUGUAUCGGGCGCCGAGAAGGUUAAGGGUAAAUUGAUGGAGAAAGGCCAGCAGAAGAUUGAGAAGAUGUUCAGCAAGAAUGGUGCAAAUGAGAUGGGGAAGCGGAAGAGAAACUAG